Archocentrus centrarchus (flier cichlid) is the source of this 4840-nucleotide messenger RNA. RefSeq names its product centrosomal protein 63 (gene cep63). The transcript is spliced from 14 exons. The coding region runs from base 297 to 2354 and encodes 685 amino acids. Gene Ontology annotation, cellular component: centriole. Gene Ontology annotation, biological process: de novo centriole assembly involved in multi-ciliated epithelial cell differentiation; centriole replication. The record is from RefSeq and is a predicted model, not a curated record. NCBI's taxonomy places the organism in Eukaryota, Metazoa, Chordata, Actinopteri, Cichliformes, Cichlidae.
AAAACUCUAUUUUGAUUGUUUUCCACCAGCCGGAAAAUAACCAACGUACAGCGCGCUGACGUCACAGGCUGGGGUGGAGUUACCGCCUGACCUCAGGAAGCGCGCAGUUCGGUUGCACAGUGAUGUAAACAAAGAGAGCCGGACUCGCUGAAACAGCAGCGUGUGUCAUGUUUGCUAGUAACGUUCAUGGUUGCUAGGUUAGUGAACUUACCGCGUAGGACAAGGUGUCUGCAAGCCAGCAGGUUUUACGUUACUAACAGAACUGUGACGCCACGGACGGCGUCACUUUGAGCCAAAUGGAGGCUUCUCUGGGGUCGAUGCAGAGUCCUGAUCUGAGCUCUGUCCUGUCGUCAUGUGAGCCGGAGCUCCAGGAGCUGAUGCGACAGAUUGACAUCAUGAUCAACGACCAGAAGAGGAAGUGGGAGGCUGAGACCCGCGCCUUGGAGCUCAGGCUGAGGAGCAGAGAAGAAGAGCUUUUAACCUCACGGAGCACAAUUGAACGGAGGGACCUGGAGAUCGGAUUGCUCCGACAGCAGCUUGAAGAUGUCCAGACUGGUCGGCAAGAGUUAGCCACCAAGUACGAGCAGCAACUGCACAAAGUCCGGGAAGAGUUGGAUAAGUUAAAGAGAAGUUACCAUAAGCUUCAGCGCAAACAGCUCAAGGAGACCAACGGAGGAGCGAAAGAGACAGGCCUCCAGAAGGAAUAUCAGCAGCCCUCUCUGGAGUGGGAGCAGCAGCGCGUCCAGAGCCAGCAGCAGCUCACGGCCCUGGAGGCUGAGAAUAAGAACCUAAGAGAUGAGCUCUCACACAUGAAAUCCCAGUGGGCAUCGUACCAGGUGGAGAGGGAGCACAGGGAGUGCUGUUUGGAGGUGCAGCGCCUGCGCUCUCAGCUGGAAAAAGCUCAGAGAGGUCUGCACACACAGGAGCUUGAACUGGAGCAUCUCCGGCCACUUGAGCGGUGGCUGGGACAGCAAAGGAGAGAGCAGCAGCUGUUUUCUGAGGAACGGGACGAGCGCCACGCCACGCUGGACUCCCAGGAUGCAUUUGCACGGCGAGCCAGUCUGGAGUGCCAAAGACUUCGUAACGAAGCAGCCAGACUCAACCAAGUACUGCAAGCUAAAGAUCAAGUCAUUCGAUCUCUGGAAGACUGUCUGGCAGCUCAGGGCUGCGAUGGUGUGGAAGUCCUCAGACAAGAUCUGGAGAAGACUGCAGCCAAGCUCCAGGGUACCCAAGCAUGUGAGGUGCAUCUCAAGGCUGAGCUGGCAUGUCUCAAAGAGAGGCUGCAGAUGGUGAGUAAACAGAGAGAUGAGAACUUGAAGGCGGAGCAAGAACUGAGGAGGCUGCGAGCUGAAUGUGACUCUUCUGUCGCUCAAGUGAAAAAGCUCAGAGAGGAGCUUGAGAGGGCCAGGCAAACUCACAGAGGCGAAGUUGAAGGGAUGAGAAAGGAGGUGUCGAAGCUGACCGGCGAGCUGCACGAGCGCGACCUCACCAUCGCCGCUCUGCGCGGCUCCUCGUCCAGCAUCAAGCAGCAGCUUCAUGAUGAGGAGGAGCGAUCAGAGAAGAAGGCUGCUGAGCUCAAAGUGACUCAGGCGCAGCUGGAGACGGUACAAGCUGAGAGCCAGCACCUGAAACGUCUGCUGCAGAGUCUGCAGCCUCAGUCACCAAAGAGGGGCGACUCCCCGCUUGCUUCCCUGAGGGAGAGUUUCGUGUCCUCUCUGAGCAGCCUGGAGCAGGAGAAUCGGCAGUUAAGGCAGGCACUCGCUGAGAUGAAAACUCAACGUGAGGCCUCCAGUCAGGAUAAAUAUGAGCAAGCUGUGCUCAGCCAUGCUGCAACUGACCAACAGCAGCCUGCUUAUUACAGGUCGCGGGAGGACACGCAGGUCAGAAAAGCUCAGGCUCCAGAGAACGCUACUCGCUGUGAAGGAGACAUCCAGGUCCUCUUUAGAGAGCUUCAGACCUUGUCCAAGUCUUCCACAGAUCUCCCCCGCAGCCAGUCCCAAGGCAGCAGGCCUCCUUCAUCUGCCUCUUCAUCCUCCAGCAGCAGCACCCCAGCAAGUCUGUCCAGGAGGAACUCAGUGCCGGUCUUAAGCUCCAGCAGAUUUGCAGCUGAGGGACAAAACUCGAGCCCUCGAGACUCUCAGACCUCCAGACAUACAGGGAUUCCUUCUUCCUCUGCAGUGGAGCUUUUGUCAGCAUCACCGACAGAUGCCAUAGUCACUCGUUUCCUGGAUGAAGAGGGUCUACUGUCUGAGGAGCUGCUGCAGAGGCUGGACAGCCACAUCGUGGGGAUGAACAAUAAGAACACUGACAUGGUCUCCAAGUUUGCCCAGAUGUCGGUGCAGGAUGGUCAGUGAUGCAUUCACCUCGUGUUGUGGGUAGAUCAUCUCAGACCCUUCCUGUGGGGGGAGGUUUGGUCCAUUUUCAGCCUUAUGACCGCAUGUCUCUGCCCACCAGGGACCCUCCUGAACUUUUUUUAUUGACGCUGAAGGAGUUUGGGCUCUUUUUAACUCUCAGUGGUGCCUCAGAGUUUGUUUGAUUUGAAAUCAGAAUGAACAAGAGGGUUACUGUAUUUACUGACUGAAAGCUACAACCAAUAGGCAGCAUAUAAAAGAUGGGCGUAGCUUCCAGGUCCGAAAAGUGAAGCCUGAAAACAGAAGUGCCUUAAACCUUCAUUUCUUCUAACGGUCAGAUGUGGUUAUGUCCUUCUGUGGUUGCCUACAUAAGCCAAAUGUACAGGAAGGAUGACCACUGCCUCUAAAGUGCCAACAAAAUCUUUCCCCCGGGUCGGUCCAAACUGGUGUUUCGGUAUUAUAUUUUCUUGAUGGAUGCUGCAUAUUUCCGUUUGUGGUGUGGAAUGCAGCAUCAUUGUGACCUUUGUAUUUCCAUCUACACAAACUCGUGUUGCACCGAGCCACAGGAGGUCCAUCCUCCCCACACGUCUGCCACAGCCGAGAAAAUACCACAUCAUUUACCCUGUGUCCACGAGGGAGGGAGAGCUCCUCUUUCUCCCGUUCACUCACCUCACACACACACACACACACACACCCCGUCAUCACCACCCGUCCUGCAGAGGCCCUCCGGCUCGUCUAGCGCAGGAAUGCGUGGCCUGUGCCAGUGUUGUCAUGGACCACCUUCCCCUGCAGCGUGCUCGGUCCUCAUCAUUAGAAAGCUGGUGGAAUGUUAAUUUCUACCAUGUGCACCGAGGGGAGGGGGCGUGGGGACAUUUCACUGUUCUCCUGGUGAAGGACACACCGAUCGAAUGGAAAUAAAGUGGGAAACAAAUCCCAAGAAGUAUGUGUUUUUCAUUUUUGCCUUCAUAAUGUUACAAUAACAAAGAGAAGUGAUGUUCAGCUGAGCGCUCCGACUUCUCACUUUGGUAUUUGUGAGCCUGCUUUACGAGCUCUUAAAGCUCCAACAAACAACGCUCAGGAAUUUGGCGAGGCAGGCAUUCGUCUGGCUCGCCAUGGAGGGAGGUGAAAAGGUUUUUAUAUGUGCUGAGAUUCCUUGAAGGGGCCUAAGUAAAAGGGAGGGGAGGGAGAGCUUGGACUGAUUUACUUGUGUAAUAAUUCACAGGAAAAAAUGCUAGUUAACGAACUGAAGUCUCUUCACCCUCUCGGGGGAAAUCCUGGCAGUGGGCCGCAACGAGAUGACACCCACCAUCCAUCCCAGCCGUGGUUCCCACAUAGUGCGUGCUGUGAGGCAGGUCCCAGAGAAAUUCCUGCAACAGCAGCCUUCAGAGUGAGUGUGUCAUUUCACUAAAAUGGUGCCAACCAGCAACAAAGGAGACACUUGGGAACCAAACAUCCCUCCUGAGGGAAACCUUUGAUGGAAAAGAGCAGAAUUUGAUUGGGUCUGAUAAAAGGAUGCAUUCAAACUGUGAGUUAGUGCCAAGCAAAAAAACACAUGGAUGUCAGAAUCACAGCUCUUCACCUGCCUCAGGUGAAGACGAGGUUUAGAGUCCUGCGCUAAAUCUGACCCGACUCAGAAGCCGUGAGCAAAGAGAGCGAGACGCAGGAGGCGGCCAGUAAUUACUCGUUUGUUCAGCAAAAUCAUGAAAUAUGAAACGAUGACAGACUAACUAACCUGUCUCUGAUUGGUCUGCUGCUUCAUCAGGUGCCUCGAAGGAAGCACAGCGACCUGUGACGAACAAAGAAAGGCAUUACAGUAAUUAGUAAUAAAGUCAAAUUCACUGCAAAGCCCUCCACAGGUUUCAUUUUAAAAUCAUUUUUCCUACUUCAAUGAAAAGCUGUGAGACACACUUUUCUUCCUUCGACAUUCAGGAUGCAGAGGGGCUGCUGCUCAGAGGAGUGUGGUUGAAGUUGUGCCUUUGGUUUCAAAUGGGAAGAAAUGUGGUUUAAUUUAACCUUCAAGCAACCAGGCUGUUAUUCUUUUCCUCAUACAGUUUCCUCUGAUAUUCUCAUGUCAUCAUGGUUUUCAAUCAUACUGAACAAAAUUAGUUAUUUAGACAGUCCUGGUUAGUUACUCACAAAUUCAGUUUACUAGAAAAAAUUAUUUUUCAAACUUAAGACACGUUUGACUGAAUUCAGCAUCUUAGAUGUAUGUUUUGGAGGGCCUUUAUUAUGACAGGGUGGUGCAGAGGAGACCAGGAGGGAGUGAACGGCCUCAGCCCACUGAGCUAAAGCAGCCCCCACCUUUCUGCUGCUGUCAUUUUAAUCUCAAAUACAGACGAACUGGUGAUGCCACGAGAAAUGAUGGUGACGUCAUUGUGGUGGUUUCUCAUCCUUUGUUACUUCUGUGCUUCUGUUUCACACUAAAUCUGAAGAAACAUCCUGUUUGGUGAUGUGGAAUAUUAAAUUACAUUAUUAUACAGUACAUUUCA